AUGUCGGAAAAGAUGGAUGACCAGCAAGCAGCCGCUCCUACCGCCUCCGGAUCCAAAUCCGAAGAAUCUGUAGCACUUCGGAAUUGGCAGCUCGCCAACAAUGUCACUGUUAUGGAUUCAGUUUACGAAUACGAUGAAGUUGAG
Messenger RNA from Strongylus vulgaris, 144 nucleotides. NCBI's taxonomy places the organism in Eukaryota, Metazoa, Nematoda, Chromadorea, Rhabditida, Strongylidae. The record is from the annotation of a GenBank genome assembly.